Thecamonas trahens ATCC 50062 is the source of this 1004-nucleotide messenger RNA. RefSeq names its product cytochrome c oxidase assembly protein COX11. Lineage: Eukaryota; Apusomonadida; Apusomonadidae. The record is from RefSeq and is a predicted model, not a curated record. The coding region runs from base 28 to 963 and encodes 311 amino acids. Gene Ontology annotation, molecular function: copper ion binding. The transcript has a single exon. Gene Ontology annotation, cellular component: mitochondrial inner membrane.
CCCAACUCGACCCCGACAGAGACAACAAUGCUCUCGCGGAUGGCUAGUGCCAGCCGUCUGGCCCGCCAGGGUGUGGCCCUUGCCUCCGUCGCGGCGCGUGUGAGCGGAGCUUGCGGCGCGGCUGACGCGUCGUGGCUCGCGCGGACUCUGGCCGGCUCGGCUUGUGUGCUGGGCGGGGCGGGACGGGUGAUGGCGGCAUCGGCGGCACAGCAGCAGCCGGCGCACCUUCUCGCCCGCCUCUCGGCCGGUUUGGGAAGCAGAGCAGGCGGGGCGCGGAGCGCGAUGGGCUCGGGCUCGGGUGGCUCGGGCGGACGCCGGGCGAUGUCGACGACGACUUCGCCGGGCGCAGGCGGCGCGCCGCCACGCCGUGGGCCACAGGGCGGGCGGAGAACGUCUGCGGCCAACAGUAACACGCUGGCAUGGCUGGGUGUCGUCCUCGUCGGAACCUUUGGCCUCUCAUACGCGGCAGUCCCGCUGUAUCGCAUGUUCUGUCAGGUGACGGGCUACGGCGGAACAACCAAGCAGGCCGAGGCCGUCGACUACUCCAAGCUCACGCCGGUUGACGACCGCAAGCUGCGGAUCCAGUUUGCGGCCGAGACUGCUGCCGGUAUGCCGUGGAAGUUUGUGCCGACGCAGCGCGAGAUCCGCAUUGUGCCGGGCCAGACCGUCCUCGCCUGCUUUACCGCCACCAACAACACCGACGAGCCCAUGAUCGGCAUCGCCACCUACAACGUCACCCCGCAGAAGACCGGCAAGUACUUUCACAAGGUCCAGUGCUUCUGCUUUGAAGAGCAGCGGCUCAACCCGCGCGAGGAGGUCGACAUGCCUGUCUUCUUCUACGUCGACCCGUCCAUCGUCGACGAUCCGCGCAUGGACGACGUCAACCUCAUCACCCUCUCCUACACCUUUUUCAAAUCGCGGGAUCCGUUUGAUGAAGACGACGACGACGACGACGACGAGUAGCUCAACAGCAUUGAUCAACAUAAUUGAAUGUUUGUGCCAUG